AUGCGCCGCAUAUUUUCUUCAGCGCCAAGGCAGUACGUGCGUUAUGCCUCGUACAUGGCUGGCCUUUUCAACUUUCGUGUCGUCUCCGAAGAGCUCUUCCCGUACCCCUCUCGGAAGCUGGACAGUGAUGAGUCAGAAACUGUGCAGACACUCAUUGAACAGAUCCGCAGCAGUGAUAAGGAGCUGAAUCUCGCAGGCGCUCGAAUCGCAACUGAGUAUGGCGGACUGGGGCUAGGGCAUACAGCGCACGCUCUCAUCUGUGAGGAGGUAGGGACCAGCGGCGACAGCAAGCUUCUACAGACGAUUCAGCACUGUGGAUUCGCAUCCUAUUUGCUGUCUACAGUAGGUUCGAAGGAAGUGAAAGGGAAGUACCUUACGGGAAUGUCCGAUGGCACGAUUAUGAUGGGGUGGGCUACACAGGAGGGCUGCGGGAGUGACAUUAGCAUGAUUACUGCCAAGGCUACGAUCACAAGCACCGGCAUGUACGUGCUCACAGGGUCCAAACAGUGCAGGUUCGCUGAAAGUGCGACACACUAUCUGGUACUGGCCAAGACGCUGACUCAGACUGCAGCGGAGGCGGGGCCGAUGGAGGUUUCGCGGAACACUUUCUUUAUCGUAGAGAAGAGCGCAAAAGGGGUGAGCGUGAAUGGAGAAAUCGUUAACUUUGAAGAGACUCCCGUUGCUGACGUAGUUGGCGUAGUUGGGGAAGGGUUCAAGAACCGCAUGAUCACAUUGUUCACUGAGCAGUACGUCUAUGCGUCCACGUUGCUCGGCAUUUUGAAGCGGGUCGUGCAAGAGCUGCGGGGAAGUGUACCGGAACAAUGGGCUGCUGACACAGUCGCAUCGUGCGCGUGCGCUAUGUACGCCAUGGAGUCCGCUCUCUACGCUCUAACUGCCAACCUAGAUUUGCCCACCGAAGACAGCUUGCUGGAUGCAGCUCUGGUUAGUGUAUUCGUGCAGAGUAGCACGAAUAGAUGGCUCAGCAUUCUGUCGACGGCAACCCCCAUGAACGCGAUCCUCGAAAAGUGCUUUGCAAACGCGCGUCUUAUGUUGUCUAUGAUGGAGUCCAUCGAUUUUCUCUAUUCAUCCGCCGUCUGCUGUGGGGUUGAGGACUACGGUCUUGUCUUUCAGCGCACGUCUACGUUGCAGAUGGUGCAGUUGCGGACGAUGCGGUCGAUAGGCAUGAAGGAUCGCGUGCCGGUGCGGGAGCUGGACUGCUCCGCCAUCGACUCUGCUGUGGUUGCCUUUGGUAACGCUGUGGAGGCCGCCUUUGUCCGUAAUGGCUCCCAGGUGCCUCUGCAGCAGCUCAUCAUUAACCGCCUUGGUGAAGCAGUGUCGUUGCUAUACGCCGCCUCUGCCAGUGCGUCGCGCGCGGCCAUGUGUCAAAGCAAGUGUCUGCUGACUGCCAAAGUUGAAAAGGAACUGGCCAGCACCUUUAUCGCCAUGGCCACCAACCGUGCAAUUCAGCUCUCUGAGGAGUCCUGCAACGUUGGAAUGACUGCCGAUGACUCCUACAAGCGGAUUGCAGUGGAGAUGUGCGAUGAAGUAUUGCGGUCGUAG
Messenger RNA from Leishmania braziliensis MHOM/BR/75/M2904, 1560 nucleotides. RefSeq names its product putative acyl-CoA dehydrogenase, mitochondrial precursor. Gene Ontology annotation, molecular function: flavin adenine dinucleotide binding; 3-methylbutanoyl-CoA dehydrogenase activity. The record is from RefSeq and is a predicted model, not a curated record. NCBI's taxonomy places the organism in Eukaryota, Euglenozoa, Kinetoplastea, Trypanosomatida, Trypanosomatidae. Bases 1 to 1560 code for a protein of 519 amino acids. The transcript has a single exon. Gene Ontology annotation, biological process: L-leucine catabolic process.